CAUUAUAGUUAGUGCAUUCACUAAGCUUAGGACAUGGGACAUUUAGGGUUCAGAUUAGGGUUAGGAUUAGGGACUUGUUCAUAUUUAGUGAUAUUUCACAUUAGGGGAAUAUCACUAAAUUGAGAUUUUUCACACUUUAUUUUAACCCUUACCCCAAGGGUUAGGGUAAGAAUAGAGUGUGAGAGAGGUUAGAAUCACUUACCUAACCCUAAUUUGAACCCUCACUUAACCCUAAAUGUCCCGUGUGCCUAAGCUUAGUGAAUGCACUAACUAUAAUGAAAGUGUAAAACUAGUUUUACUUACCUUCCAGGACCUUGCUGUGGAGGAGUAGCAGGAGUGCUAGCACGCAUGUGCAGCACAGGAACCAGCUGAUUCCCCUCACCGGAAGUGACUGGGGUAGGUGAUGUUCACGAGGUAGGGGAAUUUGAAGUGGUUACAGGCGGAGAAGAUCACAUAUUAUUAUUAUUAUUAUUAUUGCCAUUUAUAUAGCGCCAACAGAUUCCGUAGUGCUUUACAAUAUUAUGAAAGGGGAUUUAACAAUAAAUAGGACAAUUACAAAUAAACUUACAGGAACAAUAGGCCCAUACUGUAGCUGGAUAUUAGUAGUGUAAGUGCUGCUUUAUUAAUAAUAAUAAUAAGUAUUGCUGGUAUCUAUUACACUGAAUGUGAUGCAGGUGUGUAAAAUAAUGGGCAGAUAUGAAGUAUGCAAAAUGUCAGGUGAAUGCAGACUGUAACACUUUCUAGUUUUGUAACCUGUAAAUUAAAGUGUGCCUCUCAUGAUACUAACAAUGUAGGUUUUAAUGAAAGCGCAUAUUAGUGACUAAGUGGCUAUUAAAAAUGACUGGACAUACCCCAUUUGCAAUACCUUGGGUUGUCUACUUUUGCAAAUGGUAUGCCAUCAUGGGGGUAAUUCUUAUUCCUGGGCUACCAUACGGUCUCAAAGGCAACAUAACCAAUCUGGCAAAUUUCAAUGUUAAAAAAAUGAAAUGCAAGCCUUAUAUGUGACUCUCUAACUUUCCAAAACACAAUAAAACCUGUACAUGGGGGGUAUUGUUAUUCUCGGGAGACUUCACUAAACACAAAUAUUAGUGUUUUAAAACAGUAAUACAUAUUACAACAAUAAUAUAGUCCAUAAAAGUGCAGUUUGUUUGUAAAAAAUGCAAAAAAAGUCACUUUUACUUAAAAUAUCAUCGUUGUAAUACAAUUUACUAGUUUGAAACACUAAUAUUUGAGUUCAGCGAAGUCUUCUGAGUAAAACAGUACCCCCUAUGUACAGGUUUUAUGGUGUCUUGGAGAGUUACAGGGUCAAAUAUAGUGCUUGCAAAUUAAAUUCUCUGCACUUUCUCCCUGUGUUGUCAGGCAUGUCAAUCAAAUUUUAAUUAAUCAAAUCACAUAAUUAUGUUAAAAAAUUACUUAAAUAUACACGUAGAAUUUUAAUAUAUAUGCAUUUUAUAGGUAUUUAAAUUUUACGUGUAUACUAAUGUAAUCUUUUAUGUAAUUAUAUGUAUUUAUCCAUAUGUAUAUAUUUGCGGUUAUUUGUAUUUUAUAUAUAUAUAUAGAUAGAAUGACAUUAAUAACAAAAUACAAUUAGAAUGAAAUUACAUAUAAAAAAUUACUUAAAUAUACACGUAGAAUUUUAAUAUAUAUGCAUUUAUAGGUAUUUAAAUUUUACGUGUAUACUAAUGUAAUCUUUUAUGUAAUUAUAUGUAUUUAUCUAUAACAUCAUUUUACGUGUAUUUUUUUUUUUAAUAUAAUUCUUUAUUUUUCGUGCAUAGCUAUAGAUAACAUUUAGUCUAGUAAUGCCACAACAGCGAUUACCAUUGUUUUCAGACAUGUAAUAUUACAGUUGCAUGGCAUGAGAUACUGUGCACAUUUUUUUAAGGUUAAAGUCUGGUAACAUUAGCGUAAGGUAGGUUAAACAGCAUAUUUUUGAAGGGAAAAACAAAUCUAAGUGUAUUUUAAUACUAAUAUAUAUACUAAUAGUAUUAAAAUACACAACGUAUGACGUUAUGUAUGUAUAUAUAUAUAUAUAUGUGUGUGUGUGUGUGUGUGUGUAUAUAUAUAUAUAUAUAUAUAUAUAUAUAUAUAUAUAUAUAUAUAUAUUAUUUUACACAUGCUUAUUUAUUUUUUUCAUUUCCCACCAGCAGGGGGACUGUCUGAUAUUUCAGACAGUCCCCCUGCUGGCAGAUCCAUAGCCAGCUAUAGGGGGCCAUGUGAUCGCUCUUUGAGAGCGAUCACAUGGCCCCCGGGGGCCUCAUUCGCCGGGGGAGGGCUGCCUGGGCGGUCAGGCAGCCCUCCAGAAGAGGAUUGAUCCCCUGGGGCUCAAAGCCGUUGCAGCGUUCUAUGCCGCUGCGACAGCAUAGAACGCCGUAACAGCGUUAAGGGGUUAAAUCACUUUGUUUCUGUGUAUGCAGCCCUAGCCACACCUCCCCUGGCUAUGAUUGACAGAGCCUGCAUGAAAAAAAAAAAAACUGGUUUCACUUUCAAACAGAUGUAAUUUACCUUAAAUAAUGGUAUCUCAAUCUCUAAAUUGAACUUUAAUCACAUACAGGAGGCUCUUGCAGGGUCUAGCAAGCUAUUAACAUAGCAGGGGAUAUGAAAAUCUUAUUUAAACAGAACUUGCAAUAAAGAAAGCCUAAAUAGGGCUCUCUUUACAGGAAGUGUUUAUGGAAGGCUGUGCAAGUCACAUGCAGGGAGGUGUGACUAGGGAUCAUAAACAAAGGGAUUUACCUCCUAAAUGGCAGAGGAUUGAGCAGUGAGGCUGCAAGGGCAUGUUGUAUACACCAAAACUGCUUCAUUAAGCUAAAGUUGUUAAGGUGACUAUAGUGUCCCUUUAAAAACUUAUUUUCGGUGUUCUAUCACAAUCCCCUAUCCCGGCUGCACCAGAAGUGACGAUAACCAGCUGGGUGAUGGUGCUGUGUAGCGCUUGGACGCGAGCACUAAGUAGGUAAAAAUGGCAGCACACAGUGCACUAAAUGAAAGGACAUACUGUGCAUGCGCAAUUCUAGCCAGCUGUGGGACUGGGGUUGCUGUGCCGCACAUGGUCGCGAUCUCUUGCUGGAAAAUUAAAGGACACUGCUCACACUCUAGUGAAAGUCAGUACCUCCGUUGGGGUAGGGAAAUCAGUAUAGUUAACACAGUGCAUGCACAGUCAAUCUCAAUCAGAAUUGGGUGACUUGACCUGUAAACAAUGUAAUCUGACAAACUGUUAUUCAGAAAUCAUUUAACCCUAAGCUUUUGCUGAAGCUGGUUUCCUCUGGUUGAUAUCUAAAAAAUGUGCUUACUACAAAUUUGCAGUCCUGUUCUCUACUAUUCUACUGCACAUUCACACCACCAGGGCCAGCUUUAGGCACCGUGUGCAAAAAAAAUCUUCACAGCGCCCCCAUCUAUAGUGUGUGUAUUGAUUGUAUAGGGGAUUUAUUAAAUUAAUAAUGAUUUAAAAACAAAUAUUCAUUCCUCCUUUCCUGUUGUUACCUAGUUGGGAGAGGGGAAUGCUGAUCUGAAUCUCGUCUGCCCCUCCACUGGGUACAGACCAUGCGUAACUGUCUCGCAAGCUCAGGGACUUGCAGUGUUCUUUAGUAAUCUGCAGCAGCGCUCUGAUUAUCCCGAGCUAGGAAGACAGCUACUUAUGGUCUGCAGCCAACAGAAGAGCAGGCCAGAAGUGCCAGACUGCCUCCCCUACAUUACAGAGGAGCAGACUAAGUAUGCCACAUAAUACUGUGAGUGGUUUUGCUUUGGAGCCCUGGAUUAUACUUUUUACCUUCACGUUUUUGGAAUAAAAAUUUGUAGUAAUGCGCUACUUCUCCAUUUAUCACAGAGCUCCACAACAAUAAAACUCCCGUUAAUGUGGAGCUCUGUGCCAAGAUCAUACAUUACACAACAAUACAACUCAAGUAAUGUGCCUAUUAGUGUAUCACCAAACUCCCUAACUAUAAAACACAGAGAAAUGUGCAUUUUAUAUACCAGAACUACACUGUUCUACAUCUCACUAUAAUAUUAUGUAAUUGUGUUGUCUGUGUAUGUGAUAAGUGUGGUGACUGUGUGUGAUAUGUAUGCUAUGUGUUGGCUGUGUGUGAUAUUUGUAAUGGGUGUAUUAACUGUGUGAUAUGCGUGUAUUGGUUGUAUGUGAUAUUUGUGCUGGUUUUAUUGGCUGUGUGUGAUGGGUAUUUAAUUCAGAUAAAAAAAUAUGCAUUUAGGCCUAUGUGUGAAUGCAGGUAUAUAUUUUUACAGAGUUAUACAUAUACACUGUCAAAUCCACCACAUGCACACAGUCGCAGGCAGAUAGUCGCAUACACAGGAUCAGGCAGAAAAACACACUCACACACAGGCAGACAGCCCUCCACACACCACAGCCACACAUACAGUGUUACACACACAGGCAGACAGCCAUACACACAUAGGAAGACACACACACAGACAGCUACACACACAUAGUUACCUCUGUUUAUUAUGGAGGAGUGGAGGCAGUGCAGCUCCUGGAGACUGGUUGUUGGGACUCCUUUCUGCUUCCUCUACAGCAGUUACCUGGCACUUUUACCUCCGCCCCUGCCGUCAGUUUAGCUCCGCCCCGCCCCGCCGUACAGUAAGCUCCGCCUUCAUCGCAAUGUUGCGAGGUGUCUUUUUUUAUUUUUAUAAUCCUGGCCGGCCAUAUGUGAGCUUUCUCGGCCGCAUCGUGCCCUGUGCGGCCACACAGCUUGCACACCCCUAAGGCCGGCCCUGCACACCAACCUAUCAUCAAGAGGAGUAGUGUCAUCAUAUUCCACUUUGGGAGCGGGACCAGGCAGCUCUCUUAUCAUCCCAGCCAUCCUGUCACUCAUUAGAGAUGGGGUAGGUGGGAGUAAGCUGUUACCAUUGGUUUUUAUUCCUUAGUAGUGGGACCGCACCAGGGAUCCCUCCUAUCAAUCACAGCGAUCCAGUUUCUCAUCGAGUUCUGUAAUUGAUUACUAAUCCUCAGAAACUUGGCCCGGGCACCCUUCUAUCAGUCACAGCAAUCCACUGACACUGAUGGGAGUUGCAGUCCAAAGCAGCAGGUCUUCAGAGGGUGUCUUUUCCUGCCCUGCUGAAAUUAUUAGUUUAAAUGAAUAUAUGUAUUGAUAUAUUUUAUAUUACUUAUUUUCAAGAUGACUGGUUUGUUGAGUUGUGUAUAAGCAGUGUUUAGACUGGUGAUACAGAUGUAAAAUGCACUAGAUCUCAAGGAUUUCUCUCCUCCCCCCUCCUCCCCUCCUAUUUAAGUCUUUAAAACUUUGUUACCUUGGCAUUAUACUCUGGUGGAUUUAUAUUGUGCCUGUACUUUUCUACUAAAAAGGAUUGCUUCCUUUAUUUCUUUAUGCAUUUACCAUUGUUGGGGACGAUGGUUGAUUACCCCCAACUCUACAGACAUAUUUUCUGUAUAAAAAUAGGGAGAUGGUGUGGGGUCUGUUAAUUUUAUUCAUUGUUUUCCAGACAGGGGGGGGGAGACAAUGAAUCAAUUUAACAGACUCAACUCUGUCUCCCUAAUAGUGUACAGAGGGUGUGCCUGCACCACUGGGGGUAAUCUGUUUAAUGUUUUGUGUUGACUAGCAGCUGUAUGUUAUAUAUGUACUGUGCUGUAUAUAACAUUCUGCCCUCCUCUAAGACCAGCUUGAGAUCUGCGCAGGGACCCCCCCAAAGGACAGACUACUUGAGCUGUUGUCCAAUCUCGUAUUCUAUUGCACCUUUACAUACAUACAUACUGUUAUACACUACUAAACGCUGACUGUAUAACACCACCGUACUGUGUGCAGUAAGUGUUAUGGGGAUCUGAGUUGCAUAGCUUGGCUGCUGCUACAAAGUAUAUUUGGAGAUAUUCUGGAAAGUGAUCUGAUUCUUCAACUCUCUGAGAUCUUUCUUUUUUACUGUUCAACAGGUAAGUCAUCUCUAGGAAAAGUUUUUUUUGAUUGUAGAAAGUUUGAUUUCCUAUUGGUAAUUGGUAAGGCAUUUGAUGUGCCUAGUUACGUGUUUGCUAUUUUCUAUUGAUAGAAACACAGACAAAGAAACAUAGAAUGUGAUGGCAGGUGAGAACCAUUCAGUCCACCUAGUCUGCCCAAUUUUCUAAAUACUUAAUUAGUUCCUGGUCUUAUCUUAUAGUUAGGAUAGCCUUAUGCCUAUCCCAUGCAUGCUUAAACUCCUUUACUGUGUUAGCCUUCCAGCUGUCCUCUUGUUGUGGUAGUUUUUCUUCUUUUAAAUAUAGUCUUUUCCUUUUCUGUGUUGAUUCCCUUUAUGUAUUUAAAUGUAUUUUAAAUGUUUCUAUCAUAUCCCCCCUGUCUCGUCUUUCCUCCAAGCUAUACAUGUUAAGAUCCUUUAACUUUUCCUUGUAAGUUUUAUCCUGCAAUCCAUGAACCAGUUUAGUAGCCCUUCUCUGAACCCUCUCUAAGGUAUCAAUAUCCUUGUGGAGAUACCGUCUCCAGUACUGUGUACAAUACUCCAAGUGAGGUCUCACCAGUGUUCUGUACAAUGGCAUGAGCACUUCCCUCUUUCUACUGCGAAUACCUCUCCCUAUUUAACCAAGCAUUCUGCUAGCAUUUCCUGCUGCUCUAUUACAUUGUCUGCCUACCUUUCUUUAAAUCAUCAGAAAUAAUCACCCCUAAAUCCCUUUCCUCAGAUGUUGAGGUUAGGACUCUAUCAAAUAUUCUGUACUCUGCCCUUGGGUUUUUACAUCCAAUAUGCAUUAUCUUGCACUUAUCCACAUUAAAUGUCAGUUACCACAGCUCUGACCAUUUUUCUAGUUUACCUAAAUCACUUGCCAUUUGGCUUAUCCCUCCUGGAUACGCCAAAUAGCAAAUGAUUUAGGUAAACUAGAAAAACCGGUUGAUUGUUUGUUAAUAAGCAUAUGCCCACUCAGAUGUAAAACAUUCUAAGGGGAUGAUGGUUUUAGGAUUUAUAUAAGGGUUGUAAAAAUUAGCUUGGCUGCUGAUAUUAUUAAGGACUGCUACAAAGUGUACUUGGAGAUACUUUAAAAUAUACAGGAGGUGGAGAAAAGUAAGAUUUGUUUUGAUUUAAAUUCUUCUCAUUAAAAUGGCAGACAUAGUUCAGUGUAAUAGUUGUUAUGCAUUUGUUUCACGUUCCACUUUUGAGGUUUAGAUGCUGUCUAAACCAGGGCUGCCCAACAGGUAGAUCCCCAGAUGUUGUAGAACUACAACUCCCAUGAUGCUUUGUCAUUCUAAAUGCAUUAUAAAGGCAUGCAAAUCAUCAUGGGAGUUGUAGUUCUACAACAUCUGGGGAUCUACCGGUUGGGCAGCCCUGGUCUAAACUGUAGAAAGUUCUCUAUGUUGCAGCAGGAGAUUAUUAUUAUUAUUAUUAUUAUUAUUAUUAUUAUAUAUAUAUAUAUUUUUUUUAGUCUUGAAUUUGUAAACUAUCUGUUAAACUCAGGCUGGGACUGUUGCAAAGUCACUGCCGCGGAGGCUUCCAAUGAAUAGCAGAUGGAUUACUAUAGGAUCUGGUAGACUUGGAGUUGUGGCUAAAAUGUAUACUGCUCAGUCUGUGUCUUUACAUAAUUCAUUUUCAUCUCUUUCAGUGUAGUGGUGGUAUGGAGACAGGCUCAGGAGCUGAGUUUGAGAAACCACCAUCCUCUAUGUCUAAGGUGUGGAAAAGAUGAAGCCUGAAACAAAGGAAUUGUUGGGGGUUUCUAUCAUAGAGGUGUGGGGUUGGACAAAAGUGUCUUGUGAGCUACUGCUUGCAGAGACAGGAGAUGUAUCUUUAAUAUUGUUAAGCAAGCAAAGCAGGAAGGGGAAUUUAAUGUUCUUGUCCCUCUAGGGACAAAUGACUUGUCUUGCAAUGAAGUUUCAGAGGUAAAGACAGUUAUUUGUGUUCUUGCUACUAACAUUUGACCGGUUGUGUCCACACUGUCAUUCUCUGAAGUUCUGCCUGUGCAUAAUAUUCAUAUAAAUUUUUGUUCUUAUUGUCCCCUUACAGGCUUCGCAUUUGGUUCACUCACUUCACUAGCAGUGUCCGGUCUCAUCAGACUCCCUGGUGAGUAAUAACUUAUCGUUGUGGGACAUUGAUAGGCCUUUACAAUUUUGUCCUUGUAGGCUUUGCAGUUAAUUUACAUCUGUUGCAUUGUAGUGUCCAGUGUUAGUGGGGUUUACACAGCAUUGUUGUAUUUUACAUUGCCUGGUGGGGCAUUUUUCCUAUUCCUGUGUGAAAAGGUUAGUUUUGGUUAGUGGUUACAGAUGGUAAUUAGUAAUGUGUGGGAGUUAAGCCAUUCCCAUUUUUUUUUAAAUUUUUUGUAUACCCUUGUUGAAUGAGAAUUGUGUUCUGUUUUUAUAGAUAUGGAGACCAAGUACAACGAGAUCUUCAAAUUCCUUUCUUUUGGAGAAUACCCAUCUGGUUAUAGUAAGACACAGAGACAGACUUUCAGACAGACCACUGCCAAAUUUACAUUAACUGGUGAGUAUCAGAAAUAUAGACAAUCUUAGUUGUUUGUAAAGAUGGCCUUGUAAUGAAUGUAGCUUUUAAACUUUCACUUUCAUUACAGAAGGAAAGCUCUUUGUUGGAAGAAGACGAGUUAUUAAAGAUGAGGAAGAAGCGAGGAGGAUCUUCGUAGAAAUCCAUACUUCGCCAGUUGGAGGUCAUUCAGGCAUCAAUAGAACGCGAUCGGCCAUCUCCUCAAGAUUCUUCUGGCAUGGAAUGAGCAAAGAUAUUGAGAAAUGGGUACACACUAUAAUUAUCUUUGUGUUUUUUCAAUAUUUAUGAAAGCUGUACACAGGUUAACAACUCCUUUCCUACAGAUCCAGAAAUGUGAUAAAUGUCAGAAAUUUAGAAAGCCAUUGUCAGCUCCCCGCCCGUUACAAUGUUUUAAGGUAAAUGUCUAUUAUAAUAUUACAUAACCAAUAUUCUUACAUUGGUCAAGUAAAAAUUAAAUAUUUGUUUCAUUACUUUAGGUGUCUGCUGUCUGGGAGUUUGUUGGGAUUGACUUAAACGGCCCUUUACCAAUGACACUGAAUGGUUUUCAAUACAUCUUGACAGCCACUGAUUAUUUUUCGAAGUGGGUGGAGGCUUUUCCUCUGAAAACAAAAUCUGCUGCCGAGGUGGGACGCCAUGUUUGCUCCAUGAUCUAUCGACAUGGUUGUCCCAAGCGAAUACUUUCCGACCAGGGCAGAGAGUUUGUCAGUCAAGUAUGUGUACUCUCUUUUUACUAUUGUUUUUGUUAAAAUGAUCUUGUAAUCUGUUGGUUUAUUAAAAUUUUAUAUAUUGGUUGAUUUUUUUUAUUUUUAUUUUUUUUUAGCUCAACGACCAGAUGUGCACUCUUCUAGGAAUUGAAAGAAGUGUAACAGCAGCAUAUCACCCACACACCAACAACCUCGAUGAGAAAACUAAUGAUAAUAUCAAGCGGCAAGUUUUGUUUUUAUUCCUGUUUUUAUUAGAACUUUGCUCCACAGGUUUCACUUAAUGGAACACUAUAGUGUCAGGAAUGCAAACCUGUAUUCCAGACACUAUAGUGUUAAACAUUUUUGGCUCCUGGCCCCCUACUGCUUACUUUUUAAAAGGUGAUUUUUUACUCACCUUUUUCCAGCGCUGUGCAGGUCUUUGAACAUUAUCUCAGCCAAUCCUAUGGAAAAGCAUCAGGAGGCUAUUGCGCAUCCGCUGCGCUGCACCAUUCAGCAUUUCCUCAGAGAUGCAUUGAAUCAAUGCAUCUCUGACUAAUGUUCAGCCUCUCCACGCCAUGGAGGCGCUGAAUGUUCGUGCUGCACUGACCCAGGAAGCACAUCUAGUGGCCAUCUGAGUGACUGCCACUAGUGGUGUUCCUAGGUAGUAAUAGAAAGACGACUACAUUAAAAAUUAAUGUACAUUCAUUUACAUUAAAUACAUUACUACUAUAUUAAAAAUCCUGCAGGGACCACCUAUUCACACAAGAACAACUAAAUUAAGCUGUAAUUGUUCUGGUGAAUAUAGAAAUAUUAUUUUUGCAUGCCACUUGUUUCUAUUGGUGUUGAGCUAUGAAUUCUGCAUUCUUUCCAAGAGUGUACAUGUGUUUUAUCUUGCUUUUUCUUUUCAUUCUAGAGCUCUUGCUAAAUUGGUACAUGACAAACAAAAUAACUGGGAUGAGUAUUUGGACGCAACAUUAUUUUCAAUAAGAUCGAAGGUCCAAACCGCGACCAAAUAUUCACCGUUUCUUUUGAUGUAUGGGAGGGAGACCGUUUUCGCCGCCGUAGCUCCUGUUGAUCUGCCGGUGAGUUGUUGUUGUGGGGUGUUUUUUUUUUUUUCCCUAUCACAGCUACAGUAAUAUAUUUGCCUUUAGUAUAUAUAUUGUCUUCGUAUAUACAGAUCUCACCUGUUCCUGCUUGCUUUAUUCAAUAACACUGGGCAGUUAUUUGUUAAAGGGAUACUAUAGUCACCAGAACAACUACAGCUUAUUGUAUUUGUACUGGUGAGUAGAAUCAUUACCUUCAGGCUUUUUGCUGUAAACACUGUCUUUUCAGAGAAAACAUUACAGCCUAGUGAUAACUUCACUGGCCACUCAUUAGAUGGUUGCUAAAGCUGCUUCCUUGGGCAGUGCCGCAGAGUAAGAAGCACUGCCAUUCAGUGGUGUGCAUGCAGACACUGAACUUUCCUCCUAGCAUUGAUUCAAUUCAUCUCUAUAAGGAGAUGCUGAUUGGUCAGGGCUGUGUUUGCCUUGUGCUGGCUCUGCCCCUGAUCUGCCUCUUUGACAGUCUCAGCCAAUCCUAUGGGGAAGCAUUGUGAUUGGCUCAGACCACCACUUCUGAUUUCAAGAGACAGGGGCAGAGCCAGCAGAUGCAGACUUAAAUACAAGUAAGAUUUUACUUUAUUUAGGGAGGCAAGGGGUGUGGCUAGAUGGCGGUUUUAAUACUAUAUGGUCAGGAAUACACCUUUGUGUUCCUGAUCCUAUAGUGUUCUAUUAACACUAUUUAAAGAUGGUGUGCACAUGUAACUAACUUUUUUUCCUUCAUACUUUAUUGUGUUACUAUUAAUUAGAACUUUUUAAAACAUUUUUAUUUUUUUAUUUUUUUCUCUUACAGCUUUCAACUAUCAUUUUUCCAGAGGAGAAGAACCAUCAGUGCAGUGAAGACCCCUGUGAAAUAUGUAAUGGAGGCACAACUUGAAAUAGCUAGUGCCUUCAGUAUAAUGGUGAGUUAUAUCACACAAUGCAUGGAAACUUUGUCAGACAAGAUUGUAUUCAUACUCCAAAUCCACACAGAUUCAAUCAUUGCGCCGGAAACAUGAUUUUAAAUCAUUUCAAUGUGUAAAUUUUCAAUGUGUAAAGUGAUUUAUAAACAUUGUUUAUAUUCAACAUGCAUUUCUUACAGGCUUAUUUACUAAAGUGAAUUUCUAAGUGAACUUCAAACUUAAGGCCAGAGUAGCUGAACUAAAAACAUUUUUCCAGUUGAGCUAUUUUAACCUUAAACUCUUACUUUAGUGAAAAACCCAGUUAGACAAAAUGAAGUGCUGGAAAUUCAUUGCACUGUAAGAUAUAUGUAGUUAAUUAGCAGCUUAAAACUCUGGUUAAGACUUGUGCCAAGACUUAAUUUGCAAUUGUCUAAGUAGUGAAACAGUUUGCUAAUGGUCUGAUAUCUUGCCUUCUCUUAAUAGGAAGUGAGAGCCAGAAGCUUAGCAUUCCUGAGCUAAGCCCCACAGUGCAGGGCCAGUUUAUGGGAAGAGAGCAUCAGCUGAUCUCACUUUACCAGUGAGCUAACCGCUGUACCACUGGGCUUAGCUCAGUUUUGAGAGCUUCUGGCUACAGAGAGGAGGCAUAACCGGUCCGCUUUGUUUUGUGCAAAUAUACAUAGUUUGAUCUCCUUUUUAGAGCUUUUUCUUAACCUUAUAAUUCGUGGUGUGGCGUACAUGCAGAUGUACAGUUUAUCUUGACAAUGGUUUUAUUUGCAUAUAUAAUAUAACAAGAAUAGAGGAUUACAAUAAAAUGUAACAUGGGAAGGGGAGUCAUACAUAUAAACAUUUGUACCUUUGUUAUGUCUACACACAAACGUACAUAUAUGCUUCAAGGUACUGGUGUAUUCUGGUUUUGUGCUGCUCUAGGCAUAACAGUUGAGAUAUUGAGGUGGCCAGCUUGUGGGUCCCCCAGGAAAAGAGGCUGCCAGGGUGUUAGGGAGGCGGCUUUUUUUGCCGGACCCUGAAAGUGACGCCCAAGGCAAAUGCCUUGUCAGCACUGCUUCAAGGGAAUACUGACCAGUACAUGUAACCAAUUCUUCAGAAACCCCUUAAUAACAGUUUUUGCUUUUUGAUUACUCAGACACUUUGCUUGGGCAAACUUCACAAGAAAGUAGAAGAUCUUGAUGUAUCGGACAGUCAGAUUAUUAAGGUAAGUAGCAAACUUUGUCUCGUGAAUGGAACCGAAUUUUUGGACAUAGGACCACGUGUGCGGUCAGUCAGAACGUUAACACGGUGGCGUUUCCCCUGGAUCUGAGCGCUAUUUGGAGAACUUGGGCACUCAGAUCAGGGCUAUUUAGGGAUGUAUUAUUUGUGGGGUUAUUGUAUAUGUCUCGUCCAGUCCCUGGAAGGGAAUAGAGCUAGUCCCCAAUCCUGUUCCAGGAUGGAGAGGCUCCAGGAGAAGCCCAGUCAAGCCACGGCAACUGGAGCAGAAGAGUGGCAGUUUCCCCCGAUUCCAGCUAUCAAGUGGUCCUUGCACAGGGAGCUCCGCUACAAAGACAAAUUAAUUUGAGACCGAACAAAUACUUAACCGCUUACCCUGUGCAUGGUGCUCUCCCAGGAGUUCCAGGGAUUGCAUGAUUGCCUUGCAAGCAAGUCUCAGCCAUUUGGAAAUUACCCAAUCAGGGCUUACAAUGUGACCUGCUGCAACCGCACAUUUAUUAUUAGGGGGAACCAUAGGAUAAACAUUUCAUAAACAUUUUUUUAACGUUUUGUUUGAAGCUUCCUUAAUUUAACCACCAUCCUCAAUCUUCUGUUCUGUUUUUUCUUAGAUUUGUGGGAAAAGCACAGAGAUGCUCUCAAUUUUACUCUCCUUUACUGAUUGUUCCAGUGACCGAGACCAAGCCACCAUUAACCUCGACCUGCUGAAACAGAAGAGAUAACCUCCUGCUACAAAAAAACUUCCUCUUCCUUUUGGCUGCUUCAGAACACAUGCUGUAGACAUGAUGUAACCUUCAUCUUCCAGUGAUUAAGGAUCGCUGACCACCCAGAGUUAUCAAUUUAUUAUAAAGAUAUUGCCUUUCUCAUGUUCUUAAGCCUUUCUUCAAGCCACAGGUGCUUGAACUUUCUCUGUUAUGAGGAUACCACACUCUGGCUUUAAAAAAAAGAAAAUAGCAGGUGUCUGACUUUUUUUUUUUUGUGUGUGUGCUUUUUCACAAAUGUUUUUAUUAUAUUAUACAUAGACUGUCUAAGCUCCACAUUAACUUAAGAAAUAAAGUAUAUUGCAGAC
Messenger RNA from Pelobates cultripes (western spadefoot toad), 13369 nucleotides. Lineage: Eukaryota; Metazoa; Chordata; Amphibia; Anura; Pelobatidae. The record is from the annotation of a GenBank genome assembly.